This is a messenger RNA of Parasteatoda tepidariorum (common house spider), 1299 nucleotides long. Its product is annotated as N6-Methyl-AMP deaminase. Gene Ontology annotation, biological process: inosine biosynthetic process; adenosine catabolic process. Gene Ontology annotation, molecular function: adenosine deaminase activity. The record is from RefSeq and is a predicted model, not a curated record. NCBI's taxonomy places the organism in Eukaryota, Metazoa, Arthropoda, Arachnida, Araneae, Theridiidae.
AUUAAUCCUUAGAAUCAACAAAAAAUAUCUCAAUUUCUAGUUUGAACUUCCCUUCUAAUAAGGCGCUAAAGUAAAAAUUCUAGAUUUUCUUUUUCUUUAAUUUUAAAAAUGGAAAAAUAUGUUCAAUCUUUUGUUGUGGAUCUACCUAAAAUUGAACUUCAUGCCCAUUUAAAUGGAUCCCUCAGCCAUAGAACUCUUGAAAAAUUAAUAUCAAUAAAAAAGCAAAAAGAGGACGGAAAUAAACUUGAUCUGAAAUUGCCUAAAUUAUCAUCAAAUAAUCUUUCACAGUGCUUUGAAACAUUUAAUCUUAUACACAAAAUUACAGAUAGUCCUGAGGCAAUUUAUGUGGCUACUUGUGAUGUAAUCGAAGAGUUUUAUAAUGAUGGUGUCUUAUAUUUAGAACUGAGAACAACACCAAAGGAUGUUUUGCCUUCUAUGACUCAAGACAUUUAUGUUGAGACAGUUCUGAAAGCCAUUCAAGAUGCUUGCUCCACCACAAAUGAAGAGAUUAAAGUAAAACUGCUGUUGUCAGUGGAUCGUAAAAGACCGUUUGUAAAUGCAGAAAAAACGCUGCAAAUUGCUGAAAAAUUUAAUAUUUCUUCAGGAACUGUUGUAGGAAUAGAUUUCAGUGGUGAUCCCACAACUGAGGAUAUACAUUCUUUUCUACCUAUCUUGGAGUCUGCAAAGAAAAAAGGCUUGAAGUUAGCUAUUCACAUUUCUGAAGUUCCGAACAAAUUUGAGGAGGUAGAAAAACUUUUAAAUUUACAACCCGACAGACUUGGUCAUGGAACGUACCUAUUACCUGAACAAGGUGGAUCAGUAAAAAACUUUGAGCUAUUCCAAAAGUUACAAAUUCCGCUUGAAAUAUGCUUAACUUCAAAUGUUGUAUCGAAGACAGUUCCUUCAUAUGCAGAUCAUCAUUUCAAGUAUUUGAAAGAAAUGGGUUAUCCUUGUAUUCUAUGUACUGAUGAUAAAGGUGUUUUUAAUACUACUUUAUCUCAUGAAUAUUAUUUGGCCUUUGAACAUUAUUCCCUUACUCAAAAAGAAUUGUUCGACUUGUCAUUUAGUAGUAUUGAUCACAUAUUUUCUCCUAAUACUGUGAAAGAGGAUUUAAAAGACAGGUGGUCUGAAAAAAGAAAAGCUUUAGUAAUGUAAAUAUAUUAUGAUAUGUAUUGAUAUAUUAACUUAUUAUGAUAAAUGUAUAUAUAAUUUAUCCAUUGACUUUCGAUACUUUUAUAAAUAUACUGUGUACAAGUUUCAUACAAACCGUGUUUAAUUUUAAUAAAUAAAUAUAGGUAC